Messenger RNA from Colletotrichum destructivum, 3864 nucleotides. RefSeq lists its product as uncharacterized. Gene Ontology annotation, biological process: regulation of transcription by RNA polymerase II; DNA-templated transcription. The transcript has 3 exons. The record is from RefSeq and is a predicted model, not a curated record. NCBI's taxonomy places the organism in Eukaryota, Fungi, Ascomycota, Sordariomycetes, Glomerellales, Glomerellaceae. The coding region runs from base 470 to 2869 and encodes 799 amino acids. Gene Ontology annotation, cellular component: chromatin. Gene Ontology annotation, molecular function: zinc ion binding; DNA-binding transcription factor activity, RNA polymerase II-specific; RNA polymerase II cis-regulatory region sequence-specific DNA binding.
CCUCGACUUCCCCUCUUCUGUUCAUCCUCCCACUCUUGUGAUCAUCCUUCAUCUCCAACACGCAACUCAACGCGCGCACUCUUCGUCCUCCCCGGCCCAUCACCACUCAAGCGCACCCUUCGCCUCUAGACGCGCCGCUUUCCAACACUGGCUUUAAGCCAGCUUCUCCCCCUUCAACCACUCACACGUCCUUCCUAUGACCAGAAUAUCAAACCAAAUGACCAGCAACAUCCACCAGUCUAAUCAAGACACACUUUAAACCCCACGGGAGCGCGCCGAGCGAGGAGGAACCCUAGGAACCAGGCGAUUUCAACCAUCGUGUCAAUUCGAAGAGAGCCGCAGUGCAGAUCAAGCCGCCCACCCAUCAUCCUCGUCGCCGUCGUAGCAACCGGCAUAGCCAUCCGACGAUACCCUCUGAGAGAGAGAGAGAAAGAGAGAAAAAUCGCGACCACAACCCCGACCCUUCAAGAUGCCCGGCGCAAGCGUUGCGGUUCUUCCUACGUCCGCUUCAUCAACACCGGCCUCGCGCAAGGCAUCACUAGCCCCAGAACGCAAAUACAAGUGCCAGUUCUGCAAUCGAGCCUUCAGUAGAAGCGAGCAUCGCAGUAGGCAUGAGCGAUCCCAUACCAAGGAGCGCCCCUUCAAGUGCAUGAAGUGUCGCAGCACAUUCGUCAGACGUGACCUUCUCCUCCGACACGAUCGUACCGUGCAUGCCAAAGAUGGAGGGGUCCCUCUUCACAGUGAUGGUAAGAGACGUUCGGGUCCCAAGACGCGAGCUAUUGGCGGUCCUGCAAAGACACCCAUGCUCGACCAGUCCGCGUUAGAUCAGAUCGAAGCCGCCUCUCACGACGGCACUUUCGACAUCGAGACCGCUGCCAUGCUUGUCGCCGACUUCCAACACAAAGCCGCCGCCGGCGCACGCUCAGGAGGCAGCCCAUCGAUGCCCUACUCGCCGCAUACCAUGGAGCCUACCGUCGCGUAUCCUUCGGGUGCCAUCCCCGUGCCUCAAUGGGAGAGCUUCAUGUCUCAAUCGUCCGACGCCAAAGCACACUCGAUCGCAUCGUCGGCAUCCGGCUCCUUCGAGUCGCAGCAGUCCUUCAACAGCACAGGGACCAUACAGCCACACAACACCCAGCUUCCACCUAUCAACGGUCAGACGUGUAAUGGUCUCGUUCCCGCACUCCAGUCCAUGAUCAACUCUCUACCGAACUCUGGAGCCGGUACACCUGUGCCGCAGAGUCCCUACGUCAGCGAGGCGACUUUGUCUGCCGCAGGCUUCCGAGCCCCCCAGGUCGCCAACGACGACGAGCGAAACCAAAUUCUCGACAACAUUCGUGCUCAAGAUACGGAACAUGCCAUUCCUGAGGGUUUCCGCCUUCCAAACCUGGCGUCGCUGAACCGAUUCCUGUCCACCUACUUCGGGCUAUUUCAUCACCACCUCCCGUUUCUGCACCCCGCCUCCUUCGACUCGACCACGGUGUCUCCUGCUCUGCUCCUUGCCGUGCUGAGCAUAGGGGCGCUCUAUGCGUUUGAUCAGGAUCAGGCCUACAUGCUCCACAUCGGAUCCAAGGUCUUGGUCAACCAGUUCCUUCAGAACAAGGAGAACUUUAGCUCGCGCAAGUGCCCGCUUUGGACGAUGCAAGGUUCGCUCCUGAACAUGAUCUUUGCCAGCUGGAGCGGUGAUCCGAAGGGGCUUGAGUGGGCCUGUUCCAUCAAGAGCUUGCUCGCCAACAUGGUGGCUGGAAACCGGUACGAGCUGAAGCUUCGCCAGGAGGCUCGCUCUGGCGCCCAUCCCACCCGCAACGAGUGGAUUGAGGAUGAAGGUUGCCGACGCACAUACUACGCCGUUUACAUCUUCUUUGGUCUGCUCACUCUGACGUACAAUCACACGCCGGCCAUUAGCUUCAACGAGUUUGAGGACCUGCAGCUUCCUUCUACGGAGGCGCUCUGGAACCUCAAGGUUGCGGGCGAGGCCUCUUGGCAUGAGCAUCUGAAGGCGUCGCCUGUGGUCACAUUUAUGGAGGCGCACGACAACCUGUUCCAGGGAGAGACACUCCGGUACAGUGCGUUUGCGUCGCGGGUCAUGAUCAACGCCCUGUUCCUCGAAGUGUGGUACCACAAGCGCAGUCCUGAGGCUCUCCAAGACGUUGUGACUGAGUAUAAGCUCAGACUCGCGCUCGAGACGUGGGAGAAAUCCUGUGAGCUUUGCGAGCCCGAGACCGUGGCGGUCCCGUUGAGUGCUCCCCACAAGGGACAUCCCCUCAUCUUCAACGCCAAGGCUAUGUACCGGAAUGCGCGGGCUCGCCUGGAGGUUGACUUGAAAUCCGUGCAAGAGGCAUUGCGCUACCACGAUUCCUACGAGGUCGCAGCUGCCAUGUCGAACGCGCGGGAUCGCGUCAAGCGCUCCAGUGAGAUGAUCAAGGUCAUCCAGGAGUGCUACAACUGCAUUGAGAUUGCUGUGGUACAGGGCGUCCGCUGGGUUGCACGCACCUCGCCGACGAACUGGAGCGUUGAGCAUGCCUUGUGUGGCCUUGACCUGAUGAUUGUCCUCUCGCUUUGGCUCUACCGUCUGGAACAUGACGAAGAACAAGCUACAGAGGAAGAGCUCGCCAUGUACAAUAAGGUCCGGCUGCUCUUCGACAAGGACCUCGAUGAAGCGUACGCUACCCAGCUGAGCUCUGUCGUUGCCCGGCUGUGGGGCAGCAUGCUGGACGAGGUCGUGGUCUGGGGAAUCACCAGACUCAUGGGCGAAUCAUUCCGCCUCCAUGCGCAAGCACUUGUCGGCUAUGUCGACGACAUGGAAGCAUCCUCAAGCGUUUCGACCCCUUCGAUGAUUUCUCAGGGGGCCGACGAGGACAGCGUGUACUAGUUCCGAGAUGACUGAACGAUUUCCUAUGUUCUUUUCCGUCCUUGUUUUCUUCUUCUCUUUCUCCCUUAGGUUUCGUCUCCUUGGCAUAUACCUCUUCGUCUGGCGGGCUGAAUUUCUGGCGUAACGGAUUUGGAGUGAUUCAUCGGACACUCCCUCUCGGUCUGAGGCUUUUUCCCCCUUACGUGGCAGGGGGAACAGGCGUCACAGAGAGGCUUUGAUUUUCGGGGUUGUCAUUGCGCAUUAUGCCCCAGCCUGCUCUGGUGGGAUUGCGAUCUUUCCUACGCAGUUGUUUCCUUCACGAGCGUCACAGCAUUGGACUUGGUCAUGGGCAAUAAUGGGGCCGGUUACACAGGGAUAGUUGGGGGUAUAGGGUUCGGCGCGGAUUCCUGGGUAAAGCAAACCUGGGAAGAUUAGGAUAAUUCGGGCCCUGUUCACGCAUCCCAGAGACUGACUGCCUCAGGGCACUGAUGGCUGGUCCAGGGUGGGGUUGGUGACCGCUUGUUUCGUUUUUGUUCUAUUAGCUUCAUACUAAUGUUUUGUGGUGCUGAUAUCCAUUUCAUCUUUUUCUUCUCCUCUACACCUGUUUUUCCUCGUUUGCUUUAACCGGUCUAUGCUUGUUGAUCUCUUUUAUUUAGCUUAGUUGUCUUGUUGCGAGUCUUUGCCUCUGCGUUUUCGAGUUUUGCUUCUUUCCGCUCUGCUCAGAUACCUUGUUCGAUAUACAAAUUGCAGUACCUCUUUGCCUUGGAAUCCCGCGUUGUCUGUUUGGAUUUGAGAUUGUCUUUGCUCUGGAACGCGGUCUUGGCAUGACUGCAAUUGAAUGUCCGGGACGGGAAGGCCGCAGAGGCUGACCGAGAGGGCAAUCCUCCAAGUCAAGGCAUUCCCCGAGUCCUGUCAUCAUCGGACGAAAAGGGAGCGUGGAAGAUGGGUUUUCCGAGCAAAUGCGUUGUAUAUUAGAAAGUUUCCUAGGAGUUGGGCAGCAUUGAAAUCACUUCUCC